Molecule: messenger RNA, 1740 nt
Organism: Sordaria macrospora k-hell
Lineage: Eukaryota; Fungi; Ascomycota; Sordariomycetes; Sordariales; Sordariaceae
Biological process (GO): nucleotide-sugar metabolic process
Molecular function (GO): dTDP-glucose 4,6-dehydratase activity
Source: RefSeq, a predicted model, not a curated record
AUGAUGACGUUCGCGACACGCGAGUCAACUAGCCGGUACAACGGUGCGGUUACCCCUAUCUCGCCCAGUUCUCAACAGGAGAGCUUUUCCGAGGACAACGAGACUUGGCACGAUGCUCCUGUAUUUACCGGCACCACAAAAUUCACCCCUCUGUCUGAUGUAAAGAACAUCAUGGUUACGGGAGGCGCUGGUUUCAUAGCAUGUUGGGUUGUCAGACACUUGGUAUUGACGUAUCCAGAAGCCUACAAUGUCGUCUCUUUCGACAAACUGGACUACUGCGCAUCACUCAACAACACUAGGGUACUAGAACAUGAGCCGAACUUUUCCUUUUACAAAGGCGACAUCACGAACCCUUCCGAGGUUAUGGACUGUCUGAAGCGGUAUAAUAUCGACACCAUCUUUCACUUUGCCGCUCAAUCACAUGUCGAUCUGAGUUUUGGAGAUCCGUUUGGUUUCACUCAUACCAAUGUUUACGGCACCCAUGUUCUGCUCGAGAGUGCCAGGAAAGUGGGCAUCAACCGCUUCAUCCACGUGUCUACCGAUGAGGUGUAUGGCGAGGUGAAGGAUGACGAAGAUGAUCUUCUGGAGACGAGCAUUCUGGCACCCACCAACCCCUAUGCGGCCAGUAAAGCUGCUGCCGAGAUGUUGGUGAACUCUUACAAGAAGAGCUUCAAACUACCCGUAAUUAUAGUGAGGAGCAACAAUGUCUAUGGCCCUCAUCAGUACCCAGAAAAAAUCAUUCCAAAAUUUACCUGCUUACUCGCCCGUGGGAAGCCCGUCGUCCUUCACGGAGACGGUUCACCCACUCGCCGAUAUCUCUAUGCAUCCGAUGCCGCCGACGCCUUCGAUACCAUCUUGCACAGAGGCCAGCUUGGAGAGAUCUACAAUGUUGGUUCUUACGAUGAGAUCAGCAACCUGUCGCUUUGUCACAAACUCCUAAGUGAGAUGGAGAUUAUCUCCCCUCGGUCUCCUUCAUCAUCCCCUCCUUGCAAUUACACCACAUCACCGGCCUCGUCACCUCUUGUGGCAGAACAAGAAGAGUUUUACCGAUGGGUGAAGUACACUCACGAUCGCCCUUUCAACGAUCAUCGAUAUGCCGUUGACGGCACGAAACUGCGAAAACUUGGUUGGGAGCCAAAGAAGAGCUUCGAGGAAGGACUCAGAAUCACCGUGGACUGGUACAGACGGUUUGGAGAGAGGUGGUGGGGCGAUAUCACCAACGUAUUGACGCCUUUCCCAAUUACAGCUGGGAGCGGAGAUGAGGUGGACGGGGGAAAAGUGGAGGUGUGUGACGAGGCCGUCACUCCGGAAUUUAUGGGAGAGAAGACGACGGUUUCGUUGUUAUCUGACACAUCGAAGGAGACACUGUGUUCGAACAGGUCAGGGCGCCAAAAUCAACAAAAUUACCACGAAAAAAGUUACCAAUGCAGCGCGAGGGUAAUGUCGCCAAACCGCACGAACUACGGGCCUAGUAGGAUACCAAGAAGCCGCGCCCUGCGUUCUCCGUGCUCAAGAGAUCCCGCUACCAGCAUCGGACUAGCAAGUCCAGGGAUCACAUUAGAUGACGGCGACGGUUUCGACAUUGAGGAUACAGAUGAUCGACCAACGACCGAUUAUGACGAGCCGCGAUCAUGCGACGAAAUACGGUCACGAAGAAGUAAGCGCAGACUUUCGACCAUCGGAGAUGAUAUCACCAACCACAACGGCUUCAACAAGAAGGCCCGGGGAAUUAUUGCUUAG